Molecule: messenger RNA, 2577 nt
Organism: Saccostrea cuccullata (small rock oyster)
Lineage: Eukaryota; Metazoa; Mollusca; Bivalvia; Ostreida; Ostreidae
Product: lysM and putative peptidoglycan-binding domain-containing protein 3-like
Exons: 2
Coding region: 168-1019 (283 amino acids)
Source: RefSeq, a predicted model, not a curated record
UUGCAUUGACGCGUUUCGUCUUCCGGUUUUACUUUCGAUACAUUACAGGGCUUCAAAAAUGUGACAAAUGAAGUAAAGUAUAGCUUGAAAAUAUAUUUCCAUUAGAAUUUUGCAAUAUGAUCAUAUUUACAGACUUUCUAUCAUGAUAAAGGCCUAGUCUAUGUGUUAUGAAUUCAAGAAAGUCGAGGCAGAAUGCUAACAACAAACCUUACAGCUACCAACAAUUAGGUGCAGAGGUUCAAAACUCUAAAAAAUCAAAAGUUUAUGUGUUUGGUGAUGCAGAUGUCCAGGAAGAUGAGAUCGUUGAAUUUGAAAUGUCAGACGUGCGAUCGCGUAAAGGGGGACCAAAGACCAUUUCUAAAGAGGAUGAUGAACAGCUUUACUAUGAGAGAGAAAUUACUGAAGGCGACACAUUACGAAGUCUUUCAUUACAGUAUGGAUGUCCGGUGGCUGAAAUCAAGAGAAUUAAUAACAUGAUUCAGGAUCAAGAGUUUUAUGCUUUCAAGAAGAUAAAAGUGCCAAUUAAAAAGUAUUCCUUUCUGACAGAAACAAUUAAAACAAAGACAGAGUCAGAAAAGCCUCAGUUUAAUGGAUUAACAGUUGUGGAUGAAACUGACACAGAACACACCUGUAACGAGUCAGACUCAGAGUCUACCUGUAAUAUGAGUGACCCGGAUACUCAGAGGUUGUUAAUAAAGAAAUCUCUCAGCAUCAGAAGCCAGACUGGUGACCAGUCCAAAGAUGCCAGGAGAUUUCUCCGCAGCAUGGAUAAAGACCUGGCAAAAAUCUGUAAAUCAGCGAAAACAAAUCACAAGUCACUGGAUGAAGUUGUCUCUCUUUUGACCAAUAGAUCCAUUCAGCCGAUUCCUCCACCGCGGAGGAAGUUCUUUGGUGCGGACUGUGGUAUCACAUGGUGUUCAAUGAUAAUUGUCAUGGUCAUACUUGUUAUUUUGAUUCCAUUAGGAAUUUUAAGUUAUUUAUGGUUCACAGGUCACUUUAAUUCCACGAGUCAAGGAUGAUGAAGAAGAGCAUUAGAGAUUAAACUUAAGACAUAUCUAUUGUUAAAAAUUAAUACAUUUAAAAGCACAUAUAAAAUGUUUGUGAGAAUGUGUUAUGUAAUCUACAUAGAGGUAUAUGUGUGUAUAGGUGCAUAUUGAUCAACUUGCGAAAUACAUACCAAUAAUAUGAUAUUUUGUGGUUCAGGUGAGCCUUGUGACCCAUGGACUUGUUAUAUUCAGAGUCUGUGUCUCAUAAAAAAAUCAUGAUUUCAAUUACCAUUUAAAGCUGGAUAUCUGAUUGAUAUUUAUACAGUGUAUGCUUUAAUGUUUACAUCAUGUAGAAAACUGACAGUAUACAUGCAAUUCCCCAAACAAAAAAGACACUUAGAACCAUUUCCACUUUAGUUUGGACUUUCAGUAAGGCAUGGCCUUCUCAAUGUCACAUAAUUAGCUUCUGAAAUUUACACAGAUUUCUUUCACUGUUGAAAUAUACAUAGGGUAGAAGUUCGGGUCAUUGCCAAUUAGUAUAUUGAAUAACCAAUAACAUUGUCACUUCCAGCAAAGAGGUGGAGAUUAAUUCAUCUCAUCGUUGUAUACAACAAUUUAAAGUUCCUGAUGUUAUUAAUUUCUUAACCAAUGAGAAUCUAUUCCCCAUUUGACAGACGCUAAUUAGGUUGUGCCGAGAAUGCCACACCUAAUUGAAUGUCCAAGCUUAUCUGAGAACUGUAAUAGUAUGUGCUGUACAUAGCCAAUUGACUUUUUUCAUUAACAUUUACUGUUUUGUUUGAAAUGCUAUACACGUUGAUUUGAUGUUGAAGUUAUUUUCAAGGACAGUAGAAAUACUAAGUAUAGAACUAAUUGUGUGAACACUGAUGCCAACAGUGAAGUUCACAGUGUGAAAUUGUUAUUAGAUUGUACAUCAGAGUUGUUGACCCUUGUAUAUGUUUAUUUGAAGGUAAAUCAAGCUGUAAAAUAAUUGCUUAAUAUUUUGAAAAAAAAAAAUGACUUUUUGGUGUCAACCUGUAUAAUGUUUUUUAAGUGUAAUUUUUUUUGGGAAAAAACAAGAAAUUAUCAAAACUUCAGUGAUUGAAGUUAAAUGAUGACCAAGUAUCACUGUAAAAUGUAUGUGUCAAAUAUUAAUUUUCUCAUCCUUGCUUUUUUGCUUUAUGUCUUUCAAAAUAUGGAGAGUGAAGCCAAGAUUGUACAUGUACAUUUACAUUUGUUGUUGGGUUUGAGAAUUGUAUACCAGCAUUUGAUGUACUGUUUAUACAUAUAUGGGAUUACCUGUUGCUACCUUGUGAAGUUGGAUCUCUGUGUGUAAUAUAUAUUUCAAAUGGACAGAUGUACACAAAUGCAGUGCAAAUAUUACAGUUAGUAACAUCUGUGUUUUAUGUCAGUAUGUUGUUUCCAUGAAUAUAACCAUAUAAAUAGGCCAUGUAUAAUUUAAGAUGUCAAAAUGAGAUGUUAUUGUAAUUUUAGGUUAAAUAAUUAUAUAAAACUUAUCCUUGAAUAGUUCAUGUAAUAUUUAUUGAAAUUUAUUUUUUCUUUUAUUUGAGAUUUACAGUUUGCGACAAAAGUG